AUGGGCAGGAAAGACGAUGCCACUGCAACCAUUUCUGCAUUCUGGGAAAAGCAAUCCUUCUCUCACUUCGCAUUGUGUUACACAUUUUUAUCACUACAUCGCUUUACACACGCUUCACGGACUUCCAUGCUACAGCUAUGCACGGAUGCGUUUGCCGAUAGCCACAAUCAGGCAAAGAUGAUCAAGAAUUCAACGAGGCUUGCACGAGACUAUGUGGGCGGAAAGUUCGACGACACAGCAGACUUCGACCCAAUAGACAUGGUCCGCUUCUGCUACCUUCACAUCCGGCUGUACGCAGAGCAUAUUGGAGGGCGUCCACCGACUGUUAUGGCGUCGUCCCUGUCGGAUCCCGAUGCGAUGUUUCCAGGACCAGCUGCAUGGGCGAGCCUCUGGGAUGCAACAAACGCUGCCUUAUGCAAGUACUCCGCAGAGGAAAGGUGGCAUGCUAAGCUCGCGAGGCUCCAGAAGCGGGAGCGGCUUGGAUCGCGGCAGCCAGGAGUAGAGCUCACGGAACCCUCCGCCCCUGCGGAUACGUCGCCGUCGGGAGAUCUCACCGAGUCCCCGCCGCCCUCGCAAUUGGCGACUCAAUCAGCCCAGGACAGGCCUUCGCAGGAGAAACCGUCCUCAAUGCAGUCCGAUGGGAGGUCUCGUAGCAUUAGCCGGGACGCGGAAGAGCCGCAGGUGGACGCAGGCAGUACGAGAGGGCGCGCACGCACAGAAGAAGGGCUGAUAAAUGAAGGUCAGCGCGCCGAUCGCCGUGACGCAUCUGUGAGGGGCGAAAUGCACAUGAAUGAAGCCGGCGGUGAUGCAACCGAAGACGAUGAAAAAGAAGAAGACAGCGCGAGCGAAGACAACGCGGCAAGGGAAGAGACAGAAAAAGACGGUGCACAGGUUGAGAAAGGGGACGUUGACAUCACAGAUAGCUCCAGCCCGCGAGGCGGAGGCAGGAUUAGAGGCAAGGUUCAAGGCGAGGUCCAGGGUUACAGCAGGAGUGGGAGUGAAGAUGGGCCGCGAGGAUGA
Phanerochaete carnosa HHB-10118-sp is the source of this 1020-nucleotide messenger RNA. RefSeq lists its product as uncharacterized. Lineage: Eukaryota; Fungi; Basidiomycota; Agaricomycetes; Polyporales; Phanerochaetaceae. The coding region runs from base 1 to 1020 and encodes 339 amino acids. The record is from RefSeq and is a predicted model, not a curated record. The transcript is spliced from 3 exons.